GCGCAACUCAGGCUAAAGCAAAGAGCCAGGGCUGCCAAUGCUGGGCAGGGCUCAACGCAGCUCAGGCUGUCUGUCGAGGGCAUCGAUGCCAGCCGCCCGGUGCCUGCGGGAAGAAAGGGGCCCCCUCACCUCCUGUCAGGGCUGCCACUGCAAGGGUACUGCUUGGGUGGGGAGGCCUAUUGUCCCUGGUCUCUGCCUGGGCCGGUGUCAGCCGCCCCAUGGAGCCCUCCUCCCGUCUCCCGGCAGCAACCUCCCUCUCUCCCCCGGUGGAUUUUGUCCUGGGGGCCACGGCGUGCUGCCUGGCCUGCGUGUUCACCAACCCUCUGGAGGUGGUGAAGACACGCCUGCAGCUGCAGGGGGAGCUCCGUGCCCGGGGCUCGUACCCCCGCCACUACCGAGGGGUGCUGCAGGCGAUGGUGGCCGUCCGGCAGGCCGACGGACUGCGGGGUCUGCAGAAAGGACUGGCGGCCGGGCUGCUGUACCAGGGGCUGAUGAACGGCGUGCGAUUCGGCUUCUACUCCCACGCUGAAAGUAUCGGCCUGACCCAGCAUCCGGGAGGGACCUUGGCAGCCGGAGCUGUGGCCGGGGCACUGGGGGCCUUUGUCGGCAGCCCAGCCUACUUGAUCAAGACGCAUCUGCAGGCACAGACUGCGUCCGCCGUGGCCGUGGGACACCAGCACAACCAUAAGAGCAUCUCCGGGGCCUUUGAGGCCAUCUAUAAGCGGCAGGGACUGCUGGGUCUGUGGCGUGGUGUGAGCGGAGCAGUGCCUCGCGUCACGGUGGGCUCCUCAGUACAGCUGGCCACCUUUGCCUCUGCCAGGGAGUGGGUGGCAAGGCAGCAGUGGUUCAAGGAAGGCAGCUGGUUGGUGGCCCUUGCCGGGGGAAUGAUCAGCAGCGUGGCAGUGGCCGUGGCCAUGACUCCCUUUGAUGUGGUCAGCACACGGCUCUACAACCAGCCGGUGGAUGAAAGGGGCAUGGGCAAGCAUUACCGCGGCUUCUUCGACUGCGUCGUGCGGGUCUCGGGGAAGGAAGGCGUCCUGGCUCUGUAUAAAGGCUUCGGCCCCGCUUACCUCCGCCUGGGACCUCACACCGUUCUCAGCCUUCUCUUCUGGGAUGAGCUGAGGAGGUUCACCUACUGGCAGCAAGGUACCUGAAGACCCCAAGCUGCUCGGGACCCUCCAGCCCCAGAGAGAGCCGGACUGAGGAGAAGGGAUGGGAGAGCAAACCUCCUUUUCCCAGCUGGAGCACCAGGAGGUUCGUCUGCUGCAGAUGUGUCCAGUGACAGCGGCCAGAGAAAGAAGGACACCGCAGAACCCGUUACAACUUUCAAGCAAAGUUGAAGCUUCAACCACUGUCCAUUUGGGGGGGGGGGUCCCAAAUUCACCACCUGAGAAAGGACUGUUCCAAGCAGACUGCAUUUUACUCCUCCCCCCCCCCCCAGGAUUCGUUACACACACACACACACACACAUACAGACUUGAUUUACACUCCAGGCUCAGAAUCAGAAAGGCCAGUGCCAGAGGUUGAGGAGUGGCGAGCGCCUCUCCCUCUUCAAGAGUCCGCAGUGGCUGCACUUGGGCUGAAGACUCUGGUUUUUCCCACAGAAGAGGGAGAUUAGGUAAAGCAAGAAAGGAAGAAGAGAGAGAGGGAGAAAGGAGGGAAAGAGAGAAAAAAGUAAGA
Thamnophis sirtalis is the source of this 1680-nucleotide messenger RNA. The record is from RefSeq and is a predicted model, not a curated record. NCBI's taxonomy places the organism in Eukaryota, Metazoa, Chordata, Lepidosauria, Squamata, Natricidae.